Protopolystoma xenopodis is the source of this 912-nucleotide messenger RNA. Lineage: Eukaryota; Metazoa; Platyhelminthes; Monogenea; Polystomatidea; Polystomatidae. The record is from the annotation of a GenBank genome assembly.
AUGGCUCUCUCUCUGUGCUCGGGUCAGCUGCACAAGGUCUACAUGCUCAUCAGCAUGUAUCGGCACGGUGAAACCGGAUUUGCUGGAGGCUGCGUUGACGCAAGACACCGAUGCGCCUCGUCUCAGAGAGGCCAUUCAAAGGGGUCUACUGAAAUGCUCGUUUUACUCGGCCAAUCAGCAUCUAUGGUCUACUGUUCAUCCGAAUCACCUUCACCUCCUUUCAUCUCAUCCUUCUCUUCAUCUUCCUAUUCCUCCUGUUCCUCCAACCAUCAACUGGCCUUCUCUUCUUUCACCGGCGGCCAGCAGACUGAACUCUCGACGAUGCCUUCCUGCUCCUCGGCAAUCCAGUUGUACGCAUCCUUAUGGGGCAGGCUGUACUCUCCCAGCGCCAGUACGACUCCCGAGUGGAGUAAACCUCACAUGUUGUCCUUUGAAAAACCGCCGUCCAACUCACCACGAAGUUCGUCUCCAGCUUCAGCAGGUUCCGGCAACUUUGGAGCCCGACAUGAAGUGUUACCAGGCUCGGGCAUCGCCUUCACCGCCGGCCCCAUCUUGGCUGACAGUGAACUCGUGUAUGAUCCCAAUUAUAUUCCUGCUGGAGGCGACAACUUUUCCGUCAGUACUGAUACAGCCAACCCGGCUCAUUCGGAUGUCCACACCGUCAGUUGCCCUCUAACAUGGACAUACGCCGACGUCUACCCACAUCUGGCCUACAUUCCUACUCCCGAAGAGAUGCUAGCAGACAAAGAUGCCUGGCAGGAAAAGCUCCCCAAAGGUAGGACACUCAAAUUAUCCGCUCAACUUCCUGUUAAUGCGUCAGGGCGUAGGGAAAAUGCAGUUCUUGUAAAAAAAGACCACGCAGUAUAUGAUGUUGGGAGAUGUUAUAAGAUGUAUUCACCCUAUUUCGUUUAA